CCGCUGUAGGGUUUGCAGCCAUGGAAGCCUUCAAGUCUCCAAAAAGACCGGCCCCCAGGGAGAAACCUGAGGGGGGACCAGUUUCUGUCACCAUCCCAGCCUCUCCCUUCAUGCAGAAGCUGGGGUACGGCACCGGGGUCAACGUCUACCUGAUGAAAAGAUCUCCCAGGGGUUUGUCUCGCUCCCCGUGGGCCGUGAAGAAAGUCAAUUCCCAAUGCAACAAGAGCCAGCAAAGCAUCUACCAGCAGAGACUGAACGAAGAAGCCAAGAUCUUGAAAAACCUCCAGCAUCCCAACAUCGUGGGUUACCGGGCCUUUACCGAGGCCAACGACGGGAGCAUGUGCCUGGCCAUGGAGUACGGAGGAGAAAAAUCCCUCUGUUACUUACUGGAAGAGAGACAGGAAAAAAAGUUGGGCCCUUUCCCCGCCGCCACCAUCUUCAAAGUGGCCUUGAGCAUGGCCAGGGGGCUGAAGUAUCUUCACAACGAUAAGAAGCUGCUCCACGGUGAUAUCAAAUCUUCCAACGUGGUGGUGAAAGGCGAUUUUGAAACUGUCAAAAUCUGUGACGUGGGGAUGUCCCUGCCCCUGGAUGAGAACAUGACCGUGAGCAACCCGGAGCUGUGCUACGUGGGCACCGAGCCCUGGAAGCCCAAGGAGGCUCUGGAGGACAACGGCGUCAUCACCGACAAGGCCGACAUCUUCGCCUUCGGGCUGACCCUCUGGGAGAUGAUGACCCUCUCCGUGCCCCACCUCAACCUGGACGAUGACCUCGAGGACGAAGACGAAUCCUUUGAUGAAGACCACUUUGAUGAGGAAGCUUUUUAUGCAGCCCUGGGAACCCGCCCUGCUCUCAACAUGGAAGAACUGGAUUCAUCCUACCAACAGAUGAUCGAUCUCUUCAUAGCCUGCACCAGUGAGGACCCCAAAAAACGUCCCUCGGCCGCCACCAUCGUGGAAUCCUUGGAGGCAAGUUUGGCCCAGGAAUAAAAGCAUCCGAGCUCCCCCACUUGUGCCAUGGAGUUGUGUUAUAGCUGCUUUUAAACCUUUUUCUCUCUCUUUGUGUUGAAUUUACAGGUGAUUUGUGCCUGAGAUGUUAAAAAUAAAUAUUUUGUAUUCAUCUCAGUGUGAAA
Messenger RNA from Calidris pugnax (ruff), 1129 nucleotides. It is a transcript of the gene PBK, whose product is annotated as PDZ binding kinase. Gene Ontology annotation, molecular function: protein serine/threonine kinase activity; ATP binding. The record is from RefSeq and is a predicted model, not a curated record. Gene Ontology annotation, biological process: protein phosphorylation. The transcript has 7 exons. Bases 21 to 986 code for a protein of 321 amino acids. Lineage: Eukaryota; Metazoa; Chordata; Aves; Charadriiformes; Scolopacidae.